This is a messenger RNA of Armigeres subalbatus, 2601 nucleotides long. Its product is annotated as transmembrane protease serine 9-like. Gene Ontology annotation, molecular function: serine-type endopeptidase activity. Gene Ontology annotation, biological process: proteolysis. The transcript is spliced from 9 exons. Lineage: Eukaryota; Metazoa; Arthropoda; Insecta; Diptera; Culicidae. The record is from RefSeq and is a predicted model, not a curated record. Bases 104 to 2524 code for a protein of 806 amino acids.
CAGAAACUAGAUUGGGAAGUGCGAAAACGGCACACAACUAGGGAAAAAGACUGUUCAGUAUUAAACGCGCAGUUGACGAGUCAAGUGAUCUUUAAAAAAAUCAAUGGGGUUCCCUCAAAGUGUUAUCGAUAUAAGGACAGGAAACAAUGUUAAUGUUAUGAAGAUGUGUCGAAUACAAAUGUGGAUAGUGUUCCUACUAAGCAAUUGGCUGAAGAUUACGGUGGGAGAUAAUGCUUUCAUCGAUGAUCCACCCGAUGGUUAUUAUAAGAGGACUUCCUUAGAUGAUUGCCCACACCGCUUCUACAGCGAAGAUGUUUCGAGUUCACUCAAUUUUUUCAUAUUGGGUGGUGCCCGCGCUUAUCGCAGCGAGUUUCCUCAUAUGGCUGCCAUAGGUUGGACCAACAUCAUAUCCGGGAGAGUGGACUACGAAUGUGGAGGAUCCCUAAUCUCAUCCCGUCAUGUAGUCACUGCCGGACACUGUGGGUUCAAUGAUAAGGGCCUAGCCCCGGAUACUGUUCGUUUGGGAGACACAGAUCUUGGUUCGAAAGAUGACGAUGCCCAAGCUCAGGACGUAAAAAUUCGCAAGUUUAUCCCACAUCCAAACUACAAACGAUCUCAGAAAUAUUACGACAUAGCCAUAAUCGAACUGGAAAGUGAAGCACAUCUGGAUGCGGCAGUUUGUCCGAUUUGUUUGUGGGCUAAGGAUGGUCUCAAGCAGUUCGCCGGAGGGCUGCAGGUAGCUGGCUUCGGCGUUACCGAUUAUGCCUCGGACCAUAGUCCAACUCUACAGAAGGCAACUUUAGAUUAUUACGAUUUCGACACGUGCAACAGGAUGCUACCCCGACCGCGAUCACUCUUCAAGGGCCUCUCAUCAGACCAGUUUUGUGCCAAAACGCCCAUGAAGGAUACCUGUCAAGGGGACUCGGGUGGACCGAUUCAAGUGGAACUAUCCGACAUCAACAAGGUGAUUCCGUUCCUAGUGGGGGUGACAUCUUUCGGUACUGGCUGUUGGGAUGGAUCUUUCGGGAUCUACACUAAAAUAUCGAGCUAUGUCGAGUGGAUUUCGUCAAUUAGCAACGUCACAGUGAAUCCCUUGGAAUGUGCACGUCAGUCGGAAUGUUUAUCUUCGAGGAAAUUUUCCGACAGUCGAAUCACCCCUCAAAAUAAUUCACCAUUCUUUCGAGUUGAACUGUUGCGAGACGGUAAACGAUUCAACCAAUGCAGCGGUGCCCUGAUCGACUAUCGCCAUGUGAUAACUUCGGCAAGUUGUACCAGCUUGAACAACCAGCAACCGACGCAAAUCCUUGCCAAUGACCAAUCGAUUGACAUAAUCGACAUCAUUCGACAUCCGCUCUUUGUUCCCGGAAAACAUUACAAUGAUAUCGCUGUGCUGCAAUUGGCUAAAUUUUACAAUCCCCACAAGAUCUAUCAAAUCGUAGCACCAGCCUGCAUCUGGAGGAAGGAUAAAAUCCCGGAGCCAAUUGUAUUCUAUUCGGGGUACGGGGAGGAUUCGUCCGGGUCGUCGUCAUCCUAUGAGCCGUACGUUCCAUUGAAAAUCCUCACGGCAUUCUACUUGGACAACGGACGCUGCAACGCCAAUUAUAGCGAACAGUUUGUAGAACAGCUACCAGGCGGGUUUAAUGGGGACUUUGUUUGUGCGGAAAACCCAAUUGACUUGGUGCCAGGCAUUUGCAGAUUAGAGCCGGGUGGACCGAUUUCCAACUUUCGGCGUGAUAAUGUUGUUCCUUAUGUUUACGGAAUCAAUACACUCGGUGAGGAGUGCGGUGGAGCCGGCAAUCUUUUUGUGGCCACUCGGGUGUCAUCCUAUUAUACUUGGAUUGAAUCGAUAGUGCUAAAUGGGAUGACAAAGGUCAACGACAAUCGUUUCGAUCACAACGAAAAUGAACUCGAUAAUCACAUUCACGCUGUGGUUAAUCGAGGAGAUUUUCCCACAGAAAAUAGUUUGGUGUCUCAUGUUAUCCCUGGGUUGAUUGCCUCUGAUCAUCGGUUAAAACCAUAUCAUGAUCAUUUUGUACCAUUAGCAACCGCGUCCAUUCACUACAGCUUUAACGAUGAAACACCUUCGAAGUUUACAAUUUACGGAACUCAAUUGAAUCGCAUUCCAUCGAAUCCGGUCCAUCUUCUCCAAACACUACGAUCCAUCCCCAUACAACAUACCAGACCAUUAUCAAGAGUUAUCAAACCUGUUGAACCAAUCAGAUUCCCGUUUAUGCAUAGACAAAGCUUGGCAAUACCACGAACGUUGAUGUUCAAACCCAUCAAUAGCAUAAGUUCACCGAACUACAUUACUCCGCUACCCAACAGUAUUCACUAUCAAUCACAAUCACAAAAGACGGAAUUUUUUAGCAUAGUCAAAUCAAUCGAGCUUUAUCAGGACGGUCGCUGUACUCUCAGUUCCGGUCAAUCUGGACGAUGUGUGCACUACAGCCUAUGCAGUAGUGGACCAUCACCGACCGUGAAUUAUUGCAGUACCGAGGCGCUGACGGUGUGUUGUCCCAUUUGAGUUUGUUCAUGACCGAUGUCAUGAAUGCAUUUAUAGACCAGAGUAAAUGUUGCAGAAAAUAAAAUAAAUAUUUAAUA